AAAAUAUACGGUAUAGAGCGUUUCCUUAUAUAUGACCUCGGAGUUAGACAUAGAUGAAUUCAUCAAUAGGCUACUGGAAGUUCGAUCGUCCAAGCCUGGGACAGCUGUUAACAUGAAGGAGGAUGAAGUCCGAUAUCUCUGCGUGACUUCAAGGCAAAUAUUUUUAUCUCAGCCGAUUCUUUUAGAACUUCAGGCGCCUUUAAAAAUUUGUGGCGAUAUCCAUGGUCAGUACACAGAUUUGUUACGUCUUUUUGAAUAUGGAGGUUUUCCUCCAGAAUCAAAUUAUUUGUUCCUUGGCGAUUAUGUGGACAGAGGGAAACAAAGCUUAGAAACUAUCUGCCUUCUGCUUGCCUAUAAAAUAAAGCAUCCAGAGAAUUUCUUUCUUCUUCGUGGUAACCAUGAAUGUGCUGCAAUAAAUCGAAUUUAUGGAUUUUAUGAUGAAUGUAAACGACGCUUCAGUGUUCGAUUAUGGAAAACAUUCACAGAUUGUUUCAAUUGUCUACCGAUUGCUGCAAUUGUCGAUCGGAAAAUAUUUUGCUGUCAUGGUGGUUUAUCUCCAGACUUACAAAAUAUGGACCAAAUAAGACGUAUUAUGCGACCAUCAGACAUUCCUGAUACUGGACUGUUGUGUGAUAUAUUAUGGUCAGAUCCAGAUAAAGAUGUUAACGGUUGGGCAGAGAAUGAUCGAGGUGUAAGCUUCACAUUCGGUCCAGAUGUUGUCACAAAAUUCCUUAACAGACAUGAUUUGGAUUUAAUUUGUCGUGCGCAUCAAGUAGUCGAAGAUGGCUUUGAAUUCUUCUCUUGUCGUCAAUUAGUCACCUUAUUCUCUGCGCCUAAUUACUGUGGAGAAUUUGAUAAUGCCGGUGGUAUGAUGUCUGUUGAUGAAAAUCUAACCUGCUCCUUUCAGUUUGUUGUUCAUUGAAAACUGUUACUUUUUCUUCACUCAUCUUUAUCAUCAUGAAUACAUAAACAUUUCAUAAAUAUCUGACUAGAUUUUCCUAUCUAUCCUAAUUCUGCUAUAAGAAAAGAGAGAGAGAGAGUAAACACAAGACCGGAAAAUUGUUUUUACUGCUCAAAAAAAAUUCAGUUUUUCAAAUUGUUUCUAACCUUUCUCAUCGAUACAUUCAUAAAACUGAUGAUGAAAACAGUUGAAUAUGUAAGGGACUAGUUUUUGUUUUUCCUAGCCCCCCCCCGCCUUCUCUUUCUCCUGUGUAAAAGUUUCUCCAGUUGCCCCCCCCGUCCUCCUCCUCUUUUGUUGGAGGCAAACAACAGUUUUGUCUUUUCUUACCUAUCAUUCUUGAUCACUUUGCUUGUAUAACAUGGAUAUUUCAAGUUUUACUGUUCUAUUGUAUAUCUGUGGAUAGUUGGUUGAUUUUCUGUUGUUGUUGUUUUUUCUCUCGGUUUUUGUUUAACUUUUCAUGGUGACUAGUGUGUAUCACAUUUUGUGCAGUAUUCAAUAGUACUUACUAAGCGGGUGGUGUAUUUGAUCGAUUAUUUGUUAUAUUUACGGCUUUAUUCUUUGUUGUUGUUCUCUUCUUCGAAUUUUUCGUCUAUUUUAACAUAAUAUUCAAUUGAAUAAACCUUUUUACAUUCUACACCAUAGAGAUAUAAGUUAAGCAUUAUAUAUUCUCUAUGUUUUGUUGGCAAGGUGAAUAAUGAAUGAAAUGAUGCUGUAAACAGAAGAGAUAACAUUACGUUUAUUGAGUUGCUCUGCUCUUAAUUUGUAAUGAUGGGCGCAGGAAUCAAUCCACCCUGGAACACGUCACCCACCCACUCAUCUCGUAUACACACUAUGUACUACUGUUUAAUAAUACAAAAAAAACAAGAGGGGGAGGUCAAGUUGAUAUCCCCCCCUGUCCAUAUUAUUUAUUAGUUUGUUUGUUGAAAUUUGUUUCCUUCUACACUUUUUUUCAAAAUAUUUUCAUUGCUUGACUUUGAGAUGAUGUAUUGGUUGGUGUAUAACAACUUUCUCAUGAUUGAGAUCAAUUACAAAGGUAUCUAUGUUGUGUUGUAGUAGUUCUAGUAUUUCCUUAGAUCAUUUACAAACACUACAUUGUAUAUGAUCCUUUGUUCUCUGUUUUACCUGAGUUCUAUCUUCUUGUUUCCUUUUGAAUAUAUAUAAAUUUUUAAAACAUAUCCCCCCCCCCUCUGGCCUCCAAUUCUGCUUAAUACAAAUAAUUUUA
Molecule: messenger RNA, 2183 nt
Organism: Heterobilharzia americana
Lineage: Eukaryota; Metazoa; Platyhelminthes; Trematoda; Strigeidida; Schistosomatidae
Source: the annotation of a GenBank genome assembly